AUGGAUGCCGCGGUGCACGUUCUCGUGUCCCCCUGGCCAAGGCAGGGACACAUCAACCCCAUGCUCCAUUUCGCCACGGCCCUCGUCGAUGCCGGCGUCCAAGUCACCUUCCUCCACACCGAGCACAACCUCCGCCGCCUUGCCCAGGCGCCUCUGCCACCUCGCCUACGCUUGCUUUCUAUCCCUGACGGCCUCCCAGACGACCACCCUCGCAGCAUCUUGGAGCUCUUGGAGUCCAUGUGCACGACCAGCAGCGCCGCGUACCAUGCCCUGCUCUUGUCCGCCGACGUGCCGGUGACAUGCGUUGUCGCCGAUGGCACCAUGCCGUUCGCCAUCGACAUUGCCGAGGAGCUCGGCAUCCCCGCGCUCGCCUUUGCCACGCACAGCGCCUGCAGCUACCUGGCGCUCCUGUCCAUGCCCAAGCUCGGCGAGCUCGGCGAGAGCCCCUUCCCUGCGGACGACCCGGUGUGCGGCGUUCCAGGGAUGGAGGGCUUCCUCCGGCGCCGAGAUCUUCCUCGGGGACUCUACUGCGCUGAACAAGGCGACGGAGACCCCUGGAUGCUCAAGCUCGCCGAGGUCACCGCUCGUUCCAGCAAGGCAUGUGCGCUCAUACUCAACACCGCCGCGUCCAUGGAGCAGCCAGCGCUUGCCCACAUUGCGUCGCGCACAAGCAACGUGUUCGCCAUAGGCCCGCUGCAUGCCAGGUCAAGGUUCGCCGCAAGCCCAAGCCUGUGGAGAGAGGACGACGGGUGCAUGGCGUGGCUGGACAGCCAUGAGGACCGGUCCGUCGUGUACGUGAGCCUGGGGAGCCGCGCGGUGAUCACACACGAGCAGUUCACCGAGUUCCUCUCCGGCCUGGUAGCUACUGGGUACGCUUUCCUCUGGGCGCUUCGGCCGGACAUGGUCCAGAUGACCAGCUCCGCGCUCCUCCGAGAAGCUGUCGGGGCGGUGCAGGGCAGCAAGGCACGCGUCGUCGAGUGGGCUCCUCAGCGGGACGUGCUGCGGCACCGGGCGGUGGGCUGCUUCCUGACACACGCCGGAUGGAACUCGACGCUGGAGUGCGCCAUGGAAGGCGUGCCGAUGGUGUGCUGGCCCUUCUUCUCCGACCAGCAGAUCAACAGCCGCUUCGUGGGCGCCGUGUGGAGGACAGGGCUGGACAUGAAGGACGUCUGCGACAGAGGCGUCGUUGAGAGGACGGUGAGGGAGGCCAUGGAGUCCGGCGAGAUCAGAGGGGUGGCCCAAGCUAUGGCGCAGCAGUUGAGGCUGGAUGUCGCGGAGGUGGGGUCGUCGUCGUCCGAGUUGGAGCGGCUCGUCCGCUUCAUCAGGGAGCUCAGCAUCAGGUCCUGUUGA
Triticum turgidum subsp. durum (durum wheat) is the source of this 1350-nucleotide messenger RNA. The record is from the annotation of a GenBank genome assembly. Lineage: Eukaryota; Viridiplantae; Streptophyta; Magnoliopsida; Poales; Poaceae.